Messenger RNA from Labrus bergylta (ballan wrasse), 1603 nucleotides. It is a transcript of the gene haus2, whose product is annotated as HAUS augmin like complex subunit 2. Gene Ontology annotation, biological process: spindle assembly; microtubule nucleation; centrosome cycle. The record is from RefSeq and is a predicted model, not a curated record. NCBI's taxonomy places the organism in Eukaryota, Metazoa, Chordata, Actinopteri, Labriformes, Labridae. Gene Ontology annotation, cellular component: centrosome; HAUS complex; mitotic spindle microtubule.
AAGAGGAGGAGCAGGAAGAAGAAGAGGAAGUUAUUCGGCGGGUGAAUUUGGAUUUGUUGUUGUUAAGUUGGAGACGUCGUUGAGUUGACGAUGAUUCAGAGGGAUUUGUCUCCGUUCUCGGUGACCCCGGCUGCAGGUCUGCUGUCCAGGUGUGUCUCUAGAGGAACUUUAUCUCAGGAGGAGAUAGACUCUGCCUCCACACAGCUAAGCCCCACCUUCUCUUCCAACCUGCAUGAGGCUGAACAGCGAAUCAGAAUACAGAGACAGUUGGAUGAGCUGCGGCUCGAGGCGGAGCUUCUGCAGACGGAGAAGAGGAGUGCUGACGUGACACAUAGCUUCCACCUGACUCGCAGGUUCCACAUGUUGCAGGUAUUCUGUGGUCACCUGCAGGACGUUCUGAAGGACCAGAACAGUCUAAGACAGAGACUGAUGAGGCCGCUGGCUCGCACCAACCUGCCUGUCCAGGCUCACCUGCACAGGUUUGUCGUGGACUUGGUGUCGAUGCUGCUGGACUUCGUUAACACGCUGGAGGAGAAACUGAAUUCGGUCAGCUCCAGUCCAACCGCCAGAGACCACCUGGAUCAGCUGAACUCCUCCAUCGCCCAGUUACUGGCUCACGCCGCAGAGAUGGACGGUUUGUCCAAUCAGGUUCUCCGUUGGAAGCAGGUCCACAGCAGGAGCAGCAUGCUGAGUGAAAGCUCUGUGUGAUGUCCCCCUCCUCUCCUCCCCACUCUGCACCUCCUCCUCUUCCUCCUCCUCCCCACUCUUCACCUCCUCCUCUUCCUCCUCCUGCUCCUCUUCCUCCUUUAGUUGGAGGAAAUCAUCUAUGUGGAUACAGAAUCUUUAGUUUUGUCUGCAGUUACAGUUAUGAUCCAAUAAGUUCUGCGUUAUAUAUAAUUAUAUCUAUGUAUAAUAAAUACAUUAUUAUUAAUAAUUCAACAGUGUAGUGUUGUUGUCAAAUGGUGCAGACUCUCUUUUUGUAAUAAAAUAGAACUCUGUGUUGGAGGUUUUAUUGGGGGGGGUGGACGCGGUUUGAGAAAUGGACAUGUUUCACCACUAGGUGGAGGCAGACUAUUACAGGAGCGGAGUGCCCGUGAUUAUGUCAGAAGCUGCGACUAUGUUUCCGCAUACUGAAGUGAUAUCUGGUGUACACCAUUUCCAGUCCAAAGUUUGUGAUUCAUAAAAACAAACCUGAUGGUAAACUUUGACCCAGGGGUCGUACAUCAGGAGGGGACUCGGACAGUCAGGUGAUGAAUUAAAGCCAGAUGUUUAAUGAUGACUCAUCGUCAUCAUUCACACACGACAUUUUCAAAAGGCUGUGUGGGUGGCAUCAUGGUGAUCCUGUAUGCUUUUUAAUAUUUUUCUGACCUCUGUUACUUUAUCUCUCAAUCUAACUCAAAGCAUGCAAUAUGGGUGAUGUGCAAUAUAUGUUGUGUGGUUCUGCAUUGGUAUGUGCCUUUUUGUUUGAGUGGAUGUGGUUUUUUUCUGUUGUUUUUAUUUAUUUGAUUCAAGUGGAAACAACUGAAUGUUUGGCAGCACUUUAAGUCCAAGACAAAUUUCCCCAAGGGGAGAAUAAAGUGUAUGGUAUGGUAUCGUAAAUAUC